CAGACAGUCAGAAGAGGAGGUGGGCUCUUCCGGGCGCCACGCUCCAGGUUUGGUUCUGCUGCUAGUAGUUCGGUCGCUCUGCAGGAAGCUGUGAGGGGCCCGCGGGCGAGCUUGGAAGCCUAGAUAUGGAUGUAAUGACCUAUGACGAUGUGCACAUAAACUUCACUCUGGAAGAGUGGGCUUUGCUGGAUCCUUCUCAGAAGAGUCUCUACAAAGAUGUGAUGCUGGAGACCUACAGGAACCUCACAGCUAUAGGUUUCAAAAGAGGAGACCACAAUGUUGAAGAACAUUGUCAAAAUUCUAGAAUACAUGGAAGGCAUGAAAGAACUCAUACCGGAGAGAAACUCUGUGAAUAUACUCAGUGUCGUAAAGCCUUUGCACGUACCAGCCAUCUUCAAAGGCAUGAAGGAAUUCAUACUGCAGAGAAACCAGACAAAUAUAACGAAUGUGGUAGAGCCUUUGCACAACAGAGUCAUCUCCAGAUACAUAAAAGAACACAUGCUGGGGAGAAACCCUUUGAAUGUAAUCAGUGUGGUAAAGCCUUUGCGUGCCACAGUAAUCUCCAACAGCAUAAAAGAACGCAUGCUGGAGAGAACCCCUAUGAAUGUGGUCAGUGUGGUAAAGCCUUUGCACAUCACAGCACUCUUCAAAAGCAUGAAGGAAUUCAUACUGGAGAGAAACCCUAUGAAUGCAAUCAGUGUGGGAAAGCCUUUGCACAACAGAGCAAUCUCCAAAUUCAUAAAAGAACACACACUGGAGAGAAACCUUAUGAAUGUAGUCAAUGUGGUAAAGCCUUUGCACGUCAUAGCAAUCUCCAGCAACAUAAAAAAACACAUAUUGGAGAGAAACCCUAUGAAUGUAAUCAAUGUGGUAAAGCCUUUUCACAACAGGGUAAUCUCCAAAUUCAUAAAAGAACUCACACUGGAGAGAAACCGUAUGAAUGUUAUCAGUGUGGUAAAACUUUUGCGCUUCUCUGUUCUCUUCAAAGGCAUGUAAGAAUUCACACUGGAGAGAAACCCUAUGAAUGCCAUCAAUGUGGUAAAGCCUUUGCAUGUUACAGCAAUCUGCAACAACAUAAAAAAACACAUACUGGAGAGAAACCCUAUGAAUGUAGUCAUUGUGGUAAAGGCUUUAUAUGUCACAGUAUUCUUCAAAGGCAUGAAAAAAUUCAUACUGGACAGAAACCCUAUGAAUGUAAUCAGUGUGGUAAAGCCUUUUCACAACAGAGCAGUCUCCAAAUUCAUAAAAGAACACAUACCGGAGAGAAACCCUAUACAUGUUAUCAAUGUGGUAAAACCUUUGCAGUUCCCUGUACUCUUCAAAGGCAUGAAAGAAUUCACACUGGAGAGAAACCUUAUGAAUGUGGUCAGUGUGGUAAAGCCUUUGCACGUCACAGUACUCUUCAAAGGCAUGAAAGAAUCCAUACUGGAGAGAAACACUAUGAGUGUAAUCAGUGUGGUAAAACCUUUGCAUGUAACAGCAAUCUCCACCAACAUAAAAGAACACAUACUGGAGAGAAACCCUAUGAAUGUAAUCAGUGUUGUAAAGUCUUUUCACAACAGAGCAAUCUCCAGAUACAUAAAAGAGCACACACUGGAAAGAAGCUCUAUGAAUGUAGCGAAUGUGGCAAAACCUUUGCAUAUCAGUGUACUCUUCAGAAACAUGAAAGAAUUCAUACUGGAGAGAAACCCUAUGGAUGUAAUGAAUGUGAUAAAGCCUUUUCACAACAGAGCAAUCUCCAAAUACAUAGAAGAGCACACACUGGAGAGAAACCAUAUGAAUGUAGUCAAUGUGGUAAAGCCUUUACAUGCACCAGUAAUCUUCAAAGGCAUGAGAGAAUUCAUUCUGGACAGAAGCCCUAUGAAUGUAGUCAAUGUGGUAAAGCCUUUUCACAACAGUGUCAUCUUCAGAGGCAUGAGAGAAUUCAUUCUGGACGGAAGCCCUAUGAGUGUAAUUAGUGUGGCAAAGCCUUCCCAUGUACCAACAAUCUCCAACAACAUGAAAAAA
Messenger RNA from Acomys russatus (golden spiny mouse), 2007 nucleotides. RefSeq names its product zinc finger protein 431-like. NCBI's taxonomy places the organism in Eukaryota, Metazoa, Chordata, Mammalia, Rodentia, Muridae. Gene Ontology annotation, molecular function: DNA-binding transcription repressor activity, RNA polymerase II-specific. The transcript is spliced from 4 exons. The coding region runs from base 126 to 1958 and encodes 610 amino acids. The record is from RefSeq and is a predicted model, not a curated record. Gene Ontology annotation, biological process: negative regulation of transcription by RNA polymerase II.